Lindgomyces ingoldianus is the source of this 1827-nucleotide messenger RNA. RefSeq lists its product as uncharacterized. The transcript is spliced from 4 exons. The coding region runs from base 37 to 1827 and encodes 596 amino acids. The record is from RefSeq and is a predicted model, not a curated record. NCBI's taxonomy places the organism in Eukaryota, Fungi, Ascomycota, Dothideomycetes, Pleosporales, Lindgomycetaceae.
CUCUUUGUGAACGCUUCAGGGUCUUUAUUGUGCGAAAUGUCUCUUUUUGAUGCGGCUCCAUCGUCGGCUGCCAUUGUUUCAAAUUUCAACCCCCCUUCCAACUGCGCUUUUUCCCCUCCAUUCGGACUGCAGAGCUCAUCGUGGUUACCAAUAGCUACACCGGAUGAACAGAUGGACUGGGACAGGCUGAACUCCAGUCUCCCACAUCGGACCUCGAGGCACUGCUUUUCAUCAACAUCGAAAGAAGAUACAAGGAAUGGCCUCCGCACAUAUCCUCCCUCCGUCUUCCUCGAUCCUGAACCUCGGUGCAUCCCGGAAACAGAUCUCGGCGACAAGUACAGAUGGAAAAAAUGUCAUCUACUUUCCCUUCCAAGAGAAAUCCGGCUUGAAAUUUACAGAUACAUCUUGACUGACACCUCAGCCCCAAGUCUCCUCGUCAAGAUUGAUCGUCAGCCGUUCUUACCAUGCUACAAGCUCACCCGGUCCCCAACGCCGAAGCUGAAAUUCUCCCAUGAACCCCGGAGAAGUUCUCCGAUAUCACUCGACAUCCUUCGUGCGAACCAUUUCACCUACGAAGAAGCUUUACCAAUUCUCUACGAGCGUGCCAAGUUCAUGCCUCUGCACUUGGAUGGCUUGCUCCCUCUAUUUGUCUCCAAGCUAUCAUCCCGCGCAGUAUCCUGCAUUCGUCGAGUCUGCUUGCCCAUUCCCAUAAUAGCCGCACCCAUCAACCUGAGCAACGAUCGUUCUAAACAAUUUACAAACUGGGCUGUGACAUGUGCCCAGGUUGCACUCAGAGGGACCUUACGGGAAGUGGAGAUACACGGAGACUGGGCUGUUUUUCAGAGCGGGUCCAACCGGCGACAGCUCCUACGACCCUUGUGCAAGAUCAAGGCUCAAAAGGUAUUUGUGGCCGAUCUACCAUGUGGGGACGAUACGCUCGACUACAAUGGACAGUUUCAGGGUAUCUUACAGCAGACCGAGGCGGAGCUCAAGGCCGAAGCAGGUCUCCGAAAACAACGCACUGAAGCCGAAGCUGUCGAGCGCGCGAAGCGAAAUGAGCAUUAUGGGAAUCAAACACAGCACAGCUGGGCAGUUGGACAUAACGCGCACCUUGCAUCGUCCUUGUACCGUGUUACCACCUCACCACCCGGACCUAAUUGCUCAGACCUACGCAAUUCGUCAGAUCACGCGCAAAGAAGCAUAUCAAGCACUCAAACAAUGGAAGAUUGGUGUCGGUGGGCAGAGGAGAAUCUACGGCGCAUGGAGCAAGACUUAAGUCUCGUUCCAGGUAUCAAGCAAUUUGAGAAGGAGCUGGAAGAGCACGCAAACCCUCGACCUUCCGAAGACACCCCAGCUUACGAGAACCUGAAAGAACCCCCAGAACAUCACUCUGGUGAAGGUGAGGAGUCUAAGAUACUCCACAAAGGUGGCGUGGAUGCUGAGCAGUGGGACUUGGUGAGCGUCAGGAGUGGUACGAGUACCCCUAAGACAUCUCGACCGGAAAGCGUGAUAUUACAACAGACGGACGAUGAAGAAUGGGUGGAUACCGCCUCGACACUUGUUGGUAAUGAUGGUAUUGAGAAGGAUCAGUCUGACACUGAGACAGGACUUUCCGUUCCUUUUCACAGAGCAAAACUUCAUUCGGGGCUUGAAAACCGGCAAGUCUGGAACCUUCACACAAAGAACGUGAAAUUGAAGACCGUCACAUGCAAACCUGAGGCUCGACCCCGCUUCUACCACCAACCCAAUCCCUUGUCUCCAUCUUCCCCACCUGAUCCGCUCACCUCCACCUCACCAACACCCUCUCAAGUCAAGCACAAUUCAUGA